This is a messenger RNA of Diospyros lotus (date-plum), 995 nucleotides long. RefSeq names its product 4,5-DOPA dioxygenase extradiol-like. The transcript has 3 exons. The record is from RefSeq and is a predicted model, not a curated record. Lineage: Eukaryota; Viridiplantae; Streptophyta; Magnoliopsida; Ericales; Ebenaceae. Gene Ontology annotation, molecular function: ferrous iron binding; oxidoreductase activity, acting on single donors with incorporation of molecular oxygen; zinc ion binding. Bases 28 to 864 code for a protein of 278 amino acids.
GCGUUGAUAUGUUUUGUCUUCCGGAAGAUGCAGGUAGGAGAGAUGGGGAGGUUGGAGAUAAAGGAAACAUUCUUCAUCUCGCAUGGAUCGCCGACGCUGUCGAUCGACGAAUCAUUGCCGGCUAGGCGUUUCCUGAAAUCAUUUAGGGAGAAGGUGUACGGAUCAGCUGCACCCACCGCCAUCCUCAUCAUCUCCGGCCAUUGGGAGACCUCCCACCCCGCCGUCACCGCCGUCUCCGGCCCCUCCCCCACCAUCUACGAUUUCUACGGCUUCCCCGCCGAGAUGUACCAGCUCAAGUACCCGGCUCCUGGAGCUCCAGAAUUGGCAGAGAGGGUGAAGGAAAUACUAAAUGCAAGUGGGUUGGUGCGGGUGGAUGUGGACAAGAAGCGAGGGCUUGACCAUGGCGCUUGGGUUCCACUGAUGCUUAUGUAUCCAGGGGCAGAUAUUCCAGUAUGCCAGCUCUCCAUUCAGACCCACAAAGACGCCACUUACCAUUACAAUCUGGGCAGAGCCUUGGCCCCUCUCAAGGAUGAAGGCGUCCUCAUUCUUGGUUCUGGGGCUACCACUCACAACCUCAGUAAGCUCCGCGCUUCCAGGGGUCAUGUCUCAUCUGUUGUUGAUUCCUGGGCUUUGGAUUUCGACUCCUGGCUCAAAGAUGCCCUUCUCUCUGGAAGGUUUGAGGAUGUGAACGAGUAUGAAGAGAAGGCACCAUAUGGAAAAGUGGCCCACCCGAGGCCUGACCAUUUCUACCCAUUGCAUGUGGCCAUGGGUGCCGCCGGCCAAAAUGCCAAAGCUGAACUUGUCCACCAGAGCUGGGGCUUGGGCACACUUUCUUAUUCCUCUUACAAGUUCACCGCAACCUAAUUCACUAUCUAAAUACAAACUGUUCCAAAUUACUGGAUCUCUGCAUCAACUUCUUUGGUUUGCUUUAUGUUUGAUGUUCGAACUUGAUCAAUUUGAGUUCAUAUCCAAAUAUCACUUUGGUUUGCUUUUGC